This is a messenger RNA of Procambarus clarkii (red swamp crayfish), 1671 nucleotides long. The record is from RefSeq and is a predicted model, not a curated record. Lineage: Eukaryota; Metazoa; Arthropoda; Malacostraca; Decapoda; Cambaridae.
AUGUGGUGUAGUCGUAGCCAGCGGUCCACACGUGGCCUUAUAGCUGCCUGCGACGGGUCCACACGUGGUCUUAUAGCUGCUUGCGACGGCUCCACACGUGGUCUUAUAGCUGCUUGCGACGGCUCCACACGUGGCCUUAUAGCUGCCUGCGACGGCUCCACACGUGGUCUUAUAGCUGCUUGCGACGGCUCCACACGUGGUCUUAUAGCUGCUUGCGACGGCUCCACACGUGGCCUUAUAGCUGCCUGCGACGGCUCCACACGUGGUCUUAUAGCUGCUUGCGACGGCUCCACACGUGGUCUUAUAGCUGCUUGCGACGGCUCCACACGUGGCCUUAUAGCUGCCUGCGACGGCUCCACACGUGGUCUUAUAGCUGCUUGCGACGGCUCCACACGUGGCCUUAUAGCUGCCUGCGACGGGUCCACACGUGGUCUUAGCUGCUUGCGGCGGGUCCACACGUGCUGCCAAGAUGGCUACGAGGUCACAACCGAGAGAGCCAACGGGGCUACUACCACAGCUGGGAGAGCCAACGAGGCUACUACCACAGCUGGGAGAGCCAACGAGGCUACUACCACAGUUGAGAGAGCCAACGAGGCUACUACCACAGCUGGGAGAGCCAACGAGGCUACUACCACAGCUGUGAGAGCCAACGAGACUACUACCACAGCUGGGAGAGCCAACGGGGCUACUACCACACCUGGGAGAGCCAACGAGGCUACUACCACAGCUGGGAGAGCCAACGAGGCUACUACCACAGCUGAGAGAACCAACGAGGCUACUACCAUAGCUGGGAGAGCCAACGAGGCUACUACCACAGCUGAGAGAGCCAACGAGGCUACUACCACAGCUGGGAGAGCCAACGAGGCUACUACCACAGCUGAGAGAGCCAACGGGGCUACUACCACAGCUGUGAGAGCCAACGAGGCUACUACCACAGCUGGGAGAGCCAACGAGGCUACUACCACAGCUGUGAGAGCCAACGAGGCUACUACCACAGCUGGGAGAGCCAACGGCUCUACUACCACAGCUGGGAGAGCCAACGGGGCUAGUACCACAGCUGUGAGAGCCAACGAGGCUACUACCACAGCUGUGAGAGCCAACGAGGCUACUACCACAGCUGUGAGAGCCAACGAGGCUACUACCACAGCUGGGAGAGCCAACGAGGCUACUACCACAGCUGGGAGAGCCAACGGCUCUACUACCACAGCUGUGAGAGCCAACGAGGCUACUACCACAGCUGUGAGAGCCAACGAGACUACUACCCACAGCUGUGAGAGCCACGAGGCUACUACCACAGCUGAGAGAGCCAACGAGGCUACUACCACAGCUGGGAGAGCCAACGAGGCUACUACCACAGCUGUGAGAGCCAACGAGGCUACUACCACAGCUGUGAGAGCCAACGAGGCUACUACCACAGCUGGGAGAGCCAACGGGGCUACUACCACAGCUGUGAGAGCCAACGAGGCUACUACCACAGCUGAGAGAGCCAACGAGGCUACUACCACAGCUGGGAGAGCCAACGAGGCUACUACCACAGCUGUGAGAGCCAACGGGGCUACUACCACAGCUGUGAGAGCCAACGGCUCUACUACCACAGCUGGGAGAGCCAACGAGACUACUACCACAGCUGGGAGAGCCAGAGCCACCACGAGGCUACUACCACAGCUGUGA